Messenger RNA from Hypoxylon fragiforme, 3312 nucleotides. Its product is annotated as WD40 repeat-like protein. Gene Ontology annotation, biological process: proteasome-mediated ubiquitin-dependent protein catabolic process. The coding region runs from base 478 to 2667 and encodes 729 amino acids. The transcript has a single exon. Lineage: Eukaryota; Fungi; Ascomycota; Sordariomycetes; Xylariales; Hypoxylaceae. The record is from RefSeq and is a predicted model, not a curated record. Gene Ontology annotation, cellular component: nucleus. Gene Ontology annotation, molecular function: protein binding; protein-macromolecule adaptor activity.
GGGAUUCUCUAAGUGAUUUUUUCACGUGUAUCGCGUCUUUUCGUGGGCGUGUCUUUCCUUUUCUGUGGUCCACUUAACCACAUUUAACCACACUUAAUUACAAUCCACCUUCUCUUCCAUCUUCAACAACGACUGACAACCAUUCCCGUCUUUCCCCGCGAGUACAUAUAAUCUUAGUACUUCAAUUGCUAAGAAAAAACCCCCCAUCUAAGAAAAUCUAAGCACUCUUCCAGUCCCCAUUAUUCUCUAUUCUUUUUUUUUUACCUGUAUCAUACUAGAUGCCCAGCGUUGAUACUCUCUCGAACACCAAGUUCUGAGGGUUCAGGAGCUACAUUGAUACCUACGGUGGUAUCUACAAGAAGAUAUACCCCACAUCGAAAAGGUCAAAAGGGAGAUAUCUUCAUACACCAAUACCAUCGUCAUCGUAUAUCAUAGGAAUCGGCACUAUUACGAUAGACCGUAACAAUACCCGAAGCUAUGGAGAACACAAUGUCGGAUUCGCAAUUCUCCUCCUCCCCACCCAGGGCCGCUCAUGGCAAGGAGAGAAGGAACCCCUCUAUCACUCCCAGAAAGUUUAAACGCUUCUUCACUCCCCGAUCCCGCGUACCCUCUCGAGUAAGCUCGGCAAGGAAAGCUCUUCAGGAUCUCGGAGCUCCGGAUCUAAACCGGAAACACAAUCCAUAUCAAACCCCGGCACCUUCCAGUCCUCUAGGUCACUUGAGUUCGUUCAUAGAGGAGACAGUGGAGGAAGAGGACGAGGACGAUUUCAAUGAUCAAUUGGAUGCUCAAUUACCGAAGCGACGAAAAUUACACCACACACCCGAUUCUUCUCCAUGUCGCCCAAACUUAACCACCAAUCCGAGUCGUUUUAGCCUCCCAUCAUCUCCCUCUACCCGAUCACGACUCCUCAGCCCAAUGAGGUCGCUCUAUUCAAGUCAAACUAAUCUAGAAUCAGAGUCGGAUGAAAGUGAGGACGAAACGUUGCCUUCGUCAGCCGAGAUCAAACGUCUGGCUCCUUUAGCCAGCCGAGGCUUCGUCGGGCAAUUCGCUCAGAGAGAGCUAGGCGGAAUGUCUCGAGCAGGCCUGUCAUCGUUGAAGCUUCCAACUGCAGAUUGGAGAAUGGAGGCUGCGGACUUCCGCACAACUUCCGACGACAUUCACGAAUGCAACAGUCACGACAGUCCCGGCAGCCGUUGUAUUCCAUUCUGCGUGACCUCCUGUCAUAAGGAGAGCCUCGUCGCGGUCGGAGACGAAGAAGGCCGGGUCCGUCUACUCGACACCUCUCGCAAUGAACCAGAUCUAUUCCGUAAAAUCCACAUUAGUUUCCAGGCUCAUACGAACGCAAUUAUCGACCUAGAUUUCUCCGCCGAUGAUCUUCGUCUGGCAACCGCAUCCGGUGACCAGACCGGUCGUGUUAUAGAUAUCAUGACACAGGCUCCCAUCGCAAAUUUGCAACACCAUACGGCCUCACUGAAGCAAGUCCGUUUCCAGCCUGGUGCGGCAAACAGUAACGUUCUUGCGACGUCUUCUCGUGAUGGCAGUGUUCAAAUUUGGGAUCUCCGCUGUACCGGCAGGCCCGUACAAAACAUCCCAACUCCUGAAGACCGUCAAGUCAAUCUAGCAUUCCGACGGCCACAGCUCAAGGAAGGCAAAGCUGUGAACAGCCUAUAUCACGCCCAUGCGCGCACUUCGCGUCAAGUGCAACAAGCACAUGGCACAGGCCACAGUGAUACGCCAUCUCGUCGUGAGCUACCCAGUCGUGCCGGCGAUGUGUCUGUCACUUGUCUGCAGUUCCUACCCGAAGGAAAGGAGCACCUGCUUCUCACUGCCUGCGAAGCAGAUGCAUGCAUCAAUCUGUGGGAUAUUCGCUCAAUUCACACGUCACGCCAGAAGGUCGCUUCUGCGUUAUCAACAACGGCGCCACCCCCAUCCCACCAGCACUGGAGACCUUUUGGUAUUUCGUCUCUAGCCUUGAGCACUGAUGGCGCUCGUUUGUACUCGACGUGCAAGGACAACACGGUAUAUGCGUAUUCGAUGUCACACCUAAUUCUAGGUAACGCAACCGAACUUUCCGCCCGCAAUGGUUACCCUCGCCGACGUAACGCAGCGACUCAUCAGGGUCUUGGCCCACUAUAUGGAUUCAGACACCCUUCGUUCCAUGCGACCAGCUUCUACGUCAAAUGCGAUGUACGACAGGCGCGCGACGGUCGAAGCGAAAUCCUAGCUGUCGGAAGUAGUGAUUCUUGCGCCGUGCUAUUUCCUACCGCGGAGCGCUACUUCCGCGACGAUCUCAAUGGGGGAAUGGGUAACCUAUCCCUGGAUAAUUCCACCAUUGCGAUAUCUAGACCGGACUCGUCUUCGAAUGCUAUAUCUGGCCGAUCCAGCGGUGGGCUCAGCCUUUCGAACAGACCUAAAGACGAUAUCCCUAUCGUACGCUUGGGAGCCCCCCUGGUCCGUGCCCACGAGAGCGAGGUCGGCGCCCUGUCCUGGACGAACGAGGGCAAGCUUGUCACAGUCGGCGAUGAUUACAUGGUCCGCCUAUGGAGCGAGGAUCGAGAGGAGGCUAAGGGCCUCCGCACCGGUGGCGAGUUUGGAGGUAAACGCUGGGGUUGCGGAUGGGCUGAGGUCGGAGACGAUUGGGACGAGGAUGUCGAAGAGGAGGAUUAGACGCUCCCGGAAGGCUUAGGGGUUGUGACUUGAGCAACGACGAUUGAUACGUGAGAAGAUACCCUCGUAUUGCAUGGAAUCGCAUAGUAAGGCGUCAGGCGUUCGGACGAAAAGCAAAGCAUUGAGCAUUGAGCAAGCAUGGAAACGCUGAGUGAGCAACGCGAUUGCGACUCACAUGAGCAUCGAGCAUUGAGCAUAGGUAUCCAUGAGCUAUAUUUGGUGCUCUGGAGUUUUUUACCCGCUUUUCGAUUUGCUGCUGCUGCUGCUGUUUUUUUUACUGCUGUUAUUGUUGCCAUCUACUUUAUACCCCCCUUUUUAAGUAGUGGAAUGAAUGAAAUAAGUUAAAUAAGAUAUUCGCGUUUUAACGUGCUUUAAUGGCUCCAUCUGCGAAGGUGGUGAAUGAGUGAAGUGUCUAGGUGCCUACCCAAGUAUCUCAGGGGCCUGUGUGAGUAUUAGUAUCCGUAUCGGUAAAGAGUGGUGAUGUCUACAUGUAUGUAGUCUUGAUGCGGAGCUACGUAGGUGCUAUGUAGGUGCACAGGUCUGUAGGAGGUAAAGGUAAAGGCAGGUCAGACGCUGUAGUGUACUGCGUUGAUAGGUAGGUCUCUGGCUUCCUAUUUACCUACCUAGUCAAACCCUUUGCUCUCG